Molecule: messenger RNA, 2061 nt
Organism: Elephantulus edwardii (Cape elephant shrew)
Lineage: Eukaryota; Metazoa; Chordata; Mammalia; Macroscelidea; Macroscelididae
Product: CMP-N-acetylneuraminate-poly-alpha-2,8-sialyltransferase-like
Exons: 5
Coding region: 312-1391 (359 amino acids)
Biological process (GO): oligosaccharide metabolic process; N-glycan processing
Molecular function (GO): alpha-N-acetylneuraminate alpha-2,8-sialyltransferase activity
Source: RefSeq, a predicted model, not a curated record
GCUGCAGAAGCGGCCACCACCUCCAAAGCUCAAGGUAGCUCAUCUGAAAAGAAACCUGAGCCCCUGGGAGGCAACACUGAGCGACCCUGGCAGUGCAGACGCGGCUAGCUCAGUCAGUCACUGGUCAGCGUGAGAGGACAAGGGCGAGCUUGGCCAACGCGGACCCUGGAGACCUGCCUCUGGGAUCCUGCUCUAAGCUCUCUUCGCAUUUCAUAGAUUUACCCCCGCGACUGUACCUCCUCAAAACGGAGCCUUUAUUUCCACAAAAGGUGUGGAAGCUGGAGCCACCAGGACUUUCACGGGCACCAAAGAUGCGCUCCAUUAGAAAGAGGUUGACGAUCUGCACGAUAAGUCUGCUCUUGAUCUUUUAUAAGACAAAAGAAAUAGCAAGAACUGAGGAGCACCAGGAAACGCAACUCAUUGGAGAUAGUGAAUUGUGUUUGAGUCGAUCACUUGUCAAUAGUUCUGAUAAAGUUAUUCGAAAAACUGGCUCUUCAAUUUUUCAACACUCCGUAGAAGGCUGGAAAAUUAAUUCUUCUUUGGUCCUGGAGAUAAGGAAGAACAUUCUUCGUUUCCUAGAUGCAGAGAGAGAUGUCUCAGUGGUCAAGAGCAGCUUUAAGCCUGGUGAUGUCAUACACUACGUGCUUGACAGGCGUCGAACACUGAAUAUUUCUCAUGAUCUGCAUAGCCUCCUACCUGAAGUUUCACCCAUGAAAAAUCGAAGGUUUAAGACAUGUGCAGUCGUUGGAAAUUCUGGUAUUCUUCUGGAUAGUGGAUGCGGAAAAGAGAUUGACAGUCACAAUUUUGUCAUAAGGUGCAAUUUAGCUCCUGUGGUGGAGUUCUCUGCAGACGUGGGAACUAAAUCUGAUUUUAUUACUAUGAAUCCAUCAGUUGUACAAAGAGCAUUUGGAGGCUUUCGGAAUGAGAGUGACAGAGAAAAAUUCGUGCACAGACUUUCCAUGCUGAAUGACAGUGUCCUUUGGAUCCCUGCUUUCAUGGUCAAAGGAGGAGAGAAGCACGUGGAAUGGGUUAAUGCGUUAAUCCUAAAGAAUAAACUGAAAGUGCGAACUGCCUAUCCAUCAUUGAGACUUAUUCAUGCUGUCAGAGGGUACUGGCUGACAAACAAAGUUCCCAUCAAAAGACCAAGCACAGGUCUCCUCAUGUACACACUUGCCACAAGAUUCUGUGACGAAAUUCACCUUUAUGGAUUCUGGCCUUUCCCUAAGGAUUUGAAUGGAAAAGCUGUCAAAUAUCAUUAUUAUGAUGAUUUAAAAUAUAGGUACUUUUCCAAUGCAAGUCCUCACAGAAUGCCAUUAGAAUUCAAAACGUUAAAUGUGCUACAUAACAGAGGAGCUCUAAAACUGACAACAGGAAAGUGUGUAAAGCAAUAAAGCACAUGCAAAUCAGACAAAACUGAAUAUGCACUUCUUUUCUGAAGAAGGGUUAUAAAGUUUGAAAAUAGGAUCCAAAUCAAGACUUGGUUUCGGCAUCUAACAAACAUUGAUCAGACUGAUAUAUGUUUGUGAGACAUCCAUUACCAGCUGGUGAAAUAUCUGCAAAGUGCUCUAAAAAUUAAAUAUUUUGACUUCAAGGGUCCUAGUAAGUGCCACUUCCACUAAGAACACAGCUUGAAUGUAUAAUCAGUAGUGUUUACAAGAUCCAGCAAUGCAUUCAUCGUUUGGGAAAGCAAAUAUGUUCAUCACUGCUGGGCUGCCACAGCAAAGCCAAGCACAUUAGAAGAGGAAACCAGGAACAUGACUUCAGCCCUUGGGGAAAUCAAACCAUACUUGUCAGCAGAAAUCACUAGGAAAACAGUUUGAGCAGUGAAAUCCAUAAGAUCAAACAACUCAAGUAAAUGCCUUCUGUCAGGACUCUUGAGUCUGAUCAUGAAUUUUAUGUUCUUGUUUAUAUUUUAGUUUGUGUUCUGGAAUCUGUUUUGGUUUGGGUAGUAGGGUGCUUAAAAUUACUUUCUCAGAUAAAUAUGAAUGAGAUAAACCUUAAAAGAAUCAUUUUUAAGGCUCUAUUUUUAAAAAGGGGAAAAUUACACAGAGUUUUUUUUUU